AUGCGGUCUUUUCGCAUCCUCGGCCGCUUCGUUGGCCAAAGGCCAUUUGUUGAAUUUGCCCUGCGCGUUCCCCGUCGCCAACCGUCUUCCACAGUAUGGUCUAGGAGAUAUGCCCCCAAAGAUCCUCGUCGACGGAUUUACCCUUCUGUCAUCCUAGCUGCCGCCGCUCUGUCUCCUGUUGCAUUCGUUGAGAUAUCCGAAAAUGGACCCCAAGAUGGCAAGACAAGUGAAAUGCAGAUGCUUGAGGCAUCUCGUCAAGAAAUCAGCAAGAAGGUGCCCGAAGAUGUCCAUGGACUUCGCCGUGUCUACAGAACGGUCAUAUAUGUUGUCGAUCAGUACAUAUAUGAGCCUCUGGCAACCACUUUUCGUUUCCUCCACUUGGUUAUUAUAUUCAUUCCUGUCAUUGUAACCAUUCCACUGGCAAUGGUCGGCCCCCGCAGGAAAGAUAGGGACAAUGAGCGUGCUACCACUCUUUGGUGGUACUCAUUCUUGGUCAACUCAAUGGAAAGAGCUGGACCUGCUUUCAUAAAGCUUGGGCAGUGGGCAGCUUCGAGGUCAGACAUAUUCCCUGCAGAAAUGUGUCGGGUCAUGUCUGAAUUGCAUUCCAAUGCUCCGGCACACUCGUUACGCCAUACCAAACGAACCAUCUCAGAAGCUUUCGGUGGGAGAUCGUUCGAUGACAUCUUUACCGAAUUUGAUGAGAAGCCUCUCGGAGUGGGUGCCAUCGCCCAAGUCUACAAAGCCAGACUGAAACCAGACUUGUCUAAGCUCGAGGGAAAUGACCUGGAAACGACUGAAAAGGCUAGAUUGAGUCAUCGGAUCAGAAGGAACGUUGAUGCCCUGGUCAAAUCAAGUCCUCAAAGAGUUCCAUCGGCAUACGUGGCUAUUAAGGUGCUCCACCCAAAUGUCGAACGAACCGUCCGCCGAGAUCUUAAGAUUAUGGGCAUUUUCGCCGCAAUCAUCAAUGCUAUCCCUACGCUAGAGUGGCUCGAUCUACCCAACGAAGUAUCAAAUUUUGGUGAGAUGAUGCGACUCCAACUAGAUCUCCGGAUCGAGGGUGCGAACCUGACCAUUCUCCGCAAACAUUUUCAGAACAGAACUACGGCAUGGUUCCCAUACCCAUAUACUGAUUUCACGACCCGCAAUUUAUUGGUCGAAGAAUUUGCCCAAGGUAUACCCCUAGCCACUUUCCUGGAAUCUGGUGGAGGAGUUUUCCAAAAAGAAAUAGCAAACGAAGGCUUAGAUGCGUUCUUGCAUAUGCUGCUCAUAGACAAUUUUGUCCAUGCAGACCUUCACCCUGGUAACAUCAUGGUAAAUUUUUAUAAGCCAACGAAGCCAGAUGUAAGAUUACCAUACAUGUCUAGGCAGGACCCUACAGAGCCUUUAUCAGCAUCUGAGAUCGACUCAUCUGAGGCUGUCCUGUCAAGAUUAAGACCACAUACCGGCAACAAAGAAGAAUGGAUAGCAGCACUUGAUGAAAUUGACCGAGAAGGCUAUAGACCACAAUUGAUCUUCAUCGAUACUGGUUUGGUGACAGAACUCAAUGCAACAAACCGGGCAAAUUUCUUGGAGCUCUUCCGAGCAGUCGCUGAAUUUGAUGGCUAUAAAGCGGGUCAUCUGAUGAUUGAAAGAUGCCGACAACCCGAUGCUGUUAUCGAUGGUGACGUUUUUGCCCUCAAAAUGCAACACUUAGUUCUUGCCGUCAAGGGCCAGACAUUCGCCCUUGGUAACAUCAAAAUUGGAGACAUUUUAUCACAAGUUCUGGGGAUGGUGAGAUCCCAUCAUGUUCGCAUGGAAGGGGACUUUGUGAACGUCGUCAUAUCGAUCCUCCUCCUUGAGGGCAUUGGUAGAUCUCUCAAUCCUGAGCUAGACCUUUUCCAGAGCGCUCUGCCCAUCCUUCGCCAGCUUGGCUCAUCUGACCCCAGUGCAGUGCUAAAGAGCUUCAAGGAGGGAGAUUUUUCCUUGUUGAAGAUCUGGGUCGGCCUCGAGGCCCGACGAUUCUUCCAAGCAAGCGCAGAGAGUGUUGAGAUGUGUGUCAAAUACGAUCUACUCAGUCCCAAUGUGUGA
This is a messenger RNA of Exophiala bonariae, 2067 nucleotides long. RefSeq lists its product as uncharacterized. Gene Ontology annotation, molecular function: ATP binding; protein kinase activity. The record is from RefSeq and is a predicted model, not a curated record. NCBI's taxonomy places the organism in Eukaryota, Fungi, Ascomycota, Eurotiomycetes, Chaetothyriales, Herpotrichiellaceae. The coding region runs from base 1 to 2067 and encodes 688 amino acids. The transcript has a single exon. Gene Ontology annotation, biological process: protein phosphorylation. Gene Ontology annotation, cellular component: mitochondrion.